GGCUCGCCUGCUGGGCGUCGUGUGGAUCCCGCUCCUCGCGGUCUUGACCGUCGGGCUCGUCUCCCUGCACAAAUGCCAGCGCGGUCCCGGCCCCAUCCUGACGGCAGCUCGCUUGCUCGCGGCGGGGGUGCCAGGCUUAUGCCAGCGCCCAGACAACAUAUGUGUCAUCUCAAAUGCAGCAACGUGCAGCAACUGUCUUGCUGUGGGCCCAGAAUGUGGAUGGUGUACUCAAGAGGAUUUUAUGGCUGGAACAAAGCAGAAGGAACGAUGUGACAUAGUUUCUUAUUUAAUUAAAAGAGGCUGCAGUGCAGAUUUUAUAGAAAGUCCCGAAGUCAGUGUAACGGUAGACAGCAAUGAGGUUAAUAUACAAGUGACACCAGGAGAAGUUUCAAUCCAGCUCCAUCCAGGAUCUGAAGCAAGUUUUAUGUUGAAAGUCCGCCCACUGGAAAAGUACCCUGUGGACCUCUAUUAUUUGGUUGAUGUGUCUGCAUCUAUGCACAAAAAUAUAGAAAAAUUAAACUCCAUUGGCUUUGAUUUGUCUCGAAAGAUGGAAGAUAUUGCCAUUGAUUUACGACUUGGAUAUGGAUCCUAUGUGGAUAAGACAGUAUCACCUUAUAUUAGUAUUCACCCAGAAAGAAUCCAUAAUCAGUGUAGCGAUUAUAAUAUGGAUUGUAUGCCGCCUCAUGGUUAUAUCCAUGUCUUAUCACUGACUGACAAAAUAGCAGAAUUCCGAAGUGCAAUUAAUAAGCAAAAAAUCUCUGGAAAUAUUGACACACCCGAAGGAGGCUUUGAUGCUAUGCUUCAGGCAGCUGUGUGCCAGAGCCAUAUUGGUUGGCGCAAGGAAGCCAAGCGUCUACUUCUCAUGAUGACAGAUCAGACCUCUCAUCUGGCUCUUGACAGUAAAUUAGCAGGGAUAGUAAUUCCUAAUGAUGGAAACUGCCAUCUGAAAGAUAAUGUGUACGUCAAAGCAACCAGUAUGGAGCAUCCAUCACUGGGUCAACUUUCUGAAAAGCUCAUAGACAACAACAUUAAUGUCAUCUUUGCAGUCCAAGGAAGCCAAUUUCACUGGUAUAAGGACCUUUUGCCUCUACUGCCUGGAACUGUCGCCAAACAGAUAGAAUCACAGGCACCAAACCUCAGUGAUUUGGUGGUAGAAGCCUAUGAGAAACUGCUCUCUGAAGUGAAAGUUCAGGUGGAGAAAGCAGCCCAAGAAGUAAAGGUCAACGUUACUGCAAUCUGUCCUGACGGGAGUAGAAAAACAGGCUUGGAGGGAUGCAAAAAUGUGAAGGGCACAGCUGAAGUGUUAUUCAACAUCUCCAUUGCCCUGAAAGGAUUUGGCACAACCCAAGGAAGAAAAUAUGUUAUGCUGAAACCCCUUGGUUUCAAUGAAUCUACCAGAGUUAAUAUACAUACAAGAUGUGCUUGUCAGUGUGAGGACAGCGGGAAACACAAAAGAAUAUGUGUCAAUGAAUUGUCUGAGGAGGAUGCCGAAAUGUCCAACUGCAAAGGCAAAACCUUUGGCUUCACAAAAGAAUCUCCUUCUGACCAGUGCAAAAUGCAAGCGGACCAUCUCAUCUGCAAUGGUCAAGGAGACUGUGUAGAUGGAAAAUGCAUUUGCCACAAAACCAAACUUGGCAUCAUAUAUGGUAAAUACUGUGAAAAGGAUGACUUUUCCUGCUCAUACUACCUUGGAAGGUUAUGUGCUGACAAUGGUGAAUGUGAAGAUGGCAAAUGCAAAUGCUUUGGUGGCUGGGAAGGUGAUCGCUGCCAAUGUUCAUCGUCAUUACAAAAGCACUGCAUGAAUUCCAAUGGCCAGAUCUGCAGUGGAAGAGGAACUUGUGUGUGUGGAAGAUGCAAGUGCACUGAUCCUAGCAAUUUUGGCCGUUUGUGUGAAUUCUGCCCGUCUUGUAGAACAACUUGCAGUGACAAGCGACAUUGUGUGUCCUGUCAUCACUCCAACUUGUCUCAAAUUACACUGGAUCAGUGCGGAUCCUCAUGUGCUUAUAGGGUGCAUAAUACUGAGCAACCUUCAGAAUGUGUCUCCAAUGAUCCAAGCCACUUCAAAACCUUUUUCAAAAACUUUGUAAUUACAUUUCUGAUUGGGUUGAUUAAUAUACUUAUAAUCUGGAGGAUACUUCUGCAGUGGAACAAUAAUAAAAUUAAGUCUUCUGCUGAUUACAGAGUGUCUGCAACAAAAAAGGAUAAGAUGUUCUUGCCUACUGUUUGUACAAAAACAGUAACCUACAGACGUGAUAAGCCUGAAGAAAUAAACAUAAAGCAAGUGCAAGUAAAUGAAACUUUCAAAUGCAGCUCCUGAAGACAAGACUGCUUUGUUCAAAGCUUUCACAGUCAAGAAGUUUAUUUGAAAGGUCUUGCCUGAUACUUUGAGGUGGGGGGAGGGGUGUUAUGGGUUUGAACACUGUAAUGAGGUGACCUGGAAGUCUAGUUGCACAACAUAGCUAGAUCUCAGCUAGAGCUGCUCCAUUUUGAAAAAUCAAUGUGCGUUAACUACUGAUUAACAUAAUUACGUUGCUGAUUAAAACUGGGAUAUCUAGAUAGGGAGCCAAUUCAAUCUUGUUUGAGACUGAUAGAUUAAAUUGGCUUAGACUUCAGUGUCCUGGCUUAAGUGGGCUUUAUAUUGGUUUGCAACACCACUCUGCAUUGUAGCACUUUAACAUAAUGUAACUUAUUAGUUGUGGCAUAGAAUGUUAAUCUAAACUGGUGUGAUAAAAAAAGCACUGAUCUCACUUUAGAGUUAGCUAACACAGGUUUGAUCUAUGGCAGGGAUUCCCGAACGGUGUUAAGAAAAAUGUAGCUGGCAUAAAUAAGUGUCAAGUCAACUGUCAGUUCUGAUCUGAGUGCUGGGAACAAACAGAAUAGAGGGAAAGAAUGUGGCACCAGACAGACCCACAGGGAGAAGACAUAGGGAAUCCAAAAAGUUUGCUUAAAAUUCCUUUCUACCACCAGCACUGAUGAGCAAGCCCAGAUAAUCUUACAUUGCACUAAUUUGGAGCUGAGUGGAUAAGUAGGCUUGCAUCCAGUCUGCUCAAAAGACGCUAACAGCACAAUCCUAAACAUGUCUGCUCAAAAGUAAACACCACUGAGUUCAAUUAGGCUUAUUCCCAGGUAGGUAGGUAGGUAUAGGAUAACAGUCUUAGGCUACAGUCCUAAGCAUAUUUUAUUUGAACAACAAGCCCUGUUGAUAUCUAUGGGACUUACUUCCAUAUAAACAUGGGCUGCAAAUGCUUAGAGACUCAUUGGGAAAGUUUAUUCCUCCUGGCAACUUUGUACCUUUUGAUAGGGAACAGGGCUGGCUCUACAGUUGGGCAGAGUGAGGUAGUCACCUUAGGUGGCAGAUGCUGGGAAGGUGGCAGCAAAGUGUUGGAGGAAAGAGCUAUGGGCCACUUGGCCUGCCUUGCACCUUCUAAGCUAGUGUGAAAUCCUUGAACGUAGCUGAGUUAACUGUCCCAUCACCACUGUUGAUGAAAGAUUCAACCACCAGUCCAGUCAAGGUUUGUACAUAGAAUGGGAAGGUGCCAUCUUGCCUUUAGCUUCAGGCAACAAAAUAUCUUGGGUCAGCCGUGUUAGGGAAGUUCACAUCCUGAAGAGCUAUUUCUCUAUGUGAAUGAGCAAGUCAUGUGAUAACACUAACUAUGAUGUAUUUCAGAGAACACUAGAUAAAACUACAAGUUUGUUUUUGUAUACAGAGCACAUUUCAUUGAGUCUCUUUCACUAUUUCCUAACUAUUCUGUGUUUGUUUGCUUUGAGGUCUUUCUAAAAUGUGAUACAAUUCUUUCUUGUGAAAGAAUGGAAUAAAUAAAGAUUUUACUAUUACUGGAUUUUUUUUUAAAAAAGAAAAAAGCUAACAUUUUCUCAUGGUUUAUAGUUAGGAAUAAAUUUUACAUCAUCAAGACAGUAUAUAAAAGCUUUCAACUAGGUUUGACCAGUUUUCAUAUAUAUUUGAAAAUGCAGUAUUAGUGCAGAAAAUUGUGAGGUGGCAAGCAUAUGAGAAGCUUUGAAAUUGUAUGUCAUGUACCCUGUUCAAACGAGACUGUUCAGCUAUGGUGGUUAAGCAUUUUGAGCUGAACAUUAAGGUUUAGUGUGUUG
This is a messenger RNA of Elgaria multicarinata webbii, 4107 nucleotides long. It is a transcript of the gene ITGB8, whose product is annotated as integrin subunit beta 8. Gene Ontology annotation, cellular component: cell surface; focal adhesion; integrin complex. Lineage: Eukaryota; Metazoa; Chordata; Lepidosauria; Squamata; Anguidae. The coding region runs from base 242 to 2317 and encodes 691 amino acids. Gene Ontology annotation, biological process: integrin-mediated signaling pathway; cell adhesion mediated by integrin; cell migration. The transcript has 14 exons. Gene Ontology annotation, molecular function: integrin binding. The record is from RefSeq and is a predicted model, not a curated record.